UUUUACAUUUCUAAACAUGUUGAUCAUGAGCGCUCAGGUGGAUGUGAUCUGCUGUAAAUCAGUAGGAACUGAUCUGUCCAUGCUGGAUAUUGAGGAUUUCAUCACAGAGAUCAGUGAGCUGAAGAAAGAGGUGGCUUCACUGGAGGCAAAGCUGAGAGAAAGAGGAGAGGACUCGGUCUGGAGCGUCAGAGAUCAGAGAUCCAGAGGCACGCAGGACUCUGAGCUCAGCCUCAGUCUGCUCUGUUAUACUGACGUGUGUGACAGCCGUGCGUCCGUCGAACAGACCUCCACAGAGUCCCCGGGGUCCGACUGUAACGCUGGAGAACAGCAGACGCUGAUGAAGACGUGCUCCGUCACACUGGUGGACUGCAGGAACACACAGGAGACCAGAGAAGAAACCACGGCGGAGAAAAUACAGUCAAGUGACGAUGAUGAUGAUGAUGAAUUUAUUCCUCCAGAUGAAAACAGCAGUUCGUCUGAUGAAGCAACGGCCUCGACCUCGACCUCUAAAGAGCAGCUGAAGACCAAGAGUUUCUCCUGCGUCACCUGCGGGAGAACCUUCAGCAAACAGGGCAAUUUAGCACGACACCAGAGAAAACACACAGAACAGAAAGACUACACGUGUAAGAUCUGCAACGUCAGCUUCCCUUCCGUAAAAGACAGAAGAGUUCAUUUAAAAGAGCACAAGGUGAAGAAGGAGUUUCGCUGCGAGCAGUGCGGGAAGGUUUCCUUCUCUUCGGGGAAUCUGAAGAUUCACAUGAAGACGCACACGGGCGAAAAGCCUUUCCACUGCAGCGAGUGCGACAAGUAUUUCAGCACCAAACAAUCUCUUAUGGUUCACAAGCGAAUCCACACGGGGGAGAAACCGUACAAGUGUCCUCACUGUGAGAAAAGAUUCAGAGACGGCUCCCACUUCAAGUCUCACAUGCGUUCGCACGCCAGCGAGAGACCGUACCAGUGCAGCGAAUGCGGGAAAACCUUUAAACAGCCCAUUUGUCUGAUAUCACACCAAAAAAUACACUCGGAGAAACUGCACCAGUGCACACAAUGUGACAAACGCUUCCGUCAUAUAUUUCAGCUGAAGCGCCACAAGAGGAUGCACUCUGGAGAGAGACCGUACCUGUGCUCGCACUGCGGGAAGAGCUUCUCCGAUCCGGCUCACUUCAAGGUCCAUCAGAGAGUCCACACAGGAGAAAAACCCUACCAAUGUAUCGUCUGCAGGAAGAGUUUCCGUCAAAACACUAACCUGCUGAAGCACCAGAGGAUACACACUGGAGAACGACCGUUCAAGUGCUCUCACUGCGACAAGACGUUCGCUCGCUCGGACGUCCUGAAUGUCCACGAGCGCGUUCACACGGGAGAGAAACCUUACCACUGCUCCAUCUGCGGAGAGAGAUUCGCUUAUCUAGGAGGGUUUCAGAGCCAUCAGAACAAACACGCUAAAGAACAAGCCGCUCCAGAAACAUCAGAGUGACUUUGAUAAAGGUGUAGCUCACGCUGAAUCUGUAGUUUGAGUGUAGUAUCAUGUUGAAUGCUGUGACUGUGUUGUGUUUGACAGAGCGGGACGAUCAUGGUGUAACUCCACCCCUCUGCAGGCAAACAGCACCUCUUCAAAAGUAGUUGUAUAUUUUUCACAGUUUUAUUUUUUAAGUAGCUUUUAAAUCUCAAAUAAUUUUAUGAUAUACACUGCUGUUGAGAUGGAUGGGACUACUCAUGCAUAGCUUUCUGCAAGUGUAUCAGACAUCCUUCAUAUGCACUAAGAAAGAAAUCAUGUGAGGAGAAAUGAAAAUCAAUGCUGAAUGUAAUAAAUUGCAUGCAAUAAUGUGA
Messenger RNA from Carassius carassius (crucian carp), 1827 nucleotides. Its product is annotated as zinc finger protein 501-like. The record is from RefSeq and is a predicted model, not a curated record. NCBI's taxonomy places the organism in Eukaryota, Metazoa, Chordata, Actinopteri, Cypriniformes, Cyprinidae. The transcript is spliced from 4 exons. Gene Ontology annotation, molecular function: RNA polymerase II cis-regulatory region sequence-specific DNA binding; DNA-binding transcription factor activity, RNA polymerase II-specific. The coding region runs from base 17 to 1474 and encodes 485 amino acids. Gene Ontology annotation, biological process: regulation of DNA-templated transcription.